CCCGCCCUGCCCUGCGGUGCCGAGCGGCGGAAGCGCGGCCGGGGCGGUUCCGGCCACCUCACCGGCAGCAUGUCGGGCGCGGCGGGCGCGGGGACCGCGGGCUCGGUGGGCUCGGUGGUGCGGCGCUUCCUGGCGGAGUACGGCAGCGGCACGCCGAGCCGGCUCAAGGUGCUGGACGCCUACCUGCUCUACGUGCUGCUCACCGGCGCGCUGCAGUUCGGCUACUGCCUCGGCGUCGGCACCUUCCCCUUCAACUCCUUCCUCAGCGGCUUCAUCUCCGCCGUCGGCAGCUUCAUCCUGGGCGUUUGCCUCCGGAUCCAGAUCAAUCCCCAGAACAAAGGCGAGUUCCAGGGCAUCUCCCCGGAGCGAGCCUUUGCUGACUUCCUCUUUGCCAACACCAUCCUGCACCUCGUGGUCAUCAAUUUUGUUGGCUGAGCUCCAGAAGAGACCACAAGGUGCUCACUUCCUCUUGGGCUCUGAUGCCAGAUCGUGGCACUGGGACGUGCUGUUCCCCAGCAGACUCCUGCCUGCCUCCUCAGUGGAAGAGGGACACACAGGGCACACCAUUUUUCCCCACAGACUAUCUUAUGGGAGGGUCUGCAGCCUCACCACAGGUCCUGUCAUCUUUCCUGCCAAUAAAGCUCUUUCUAACCCUGCAGUCUUCUUC
This is a messenger RNA of Dryobates pubescens (Downy woodpecker), 667 nucleotides long. RefSeq names its product defender against cell death 1 (gene DAD1). Gene Ontology annotation, biological process: protein N-linked glycosylation. Gene Ontology annotation, cellular component: oligosaccharyltransferase complex; membrane. Lineage: Eukaryota; Metazoa; Chordata; Aves; Piciformes; Picidae. The record is from RefSeq and is a predicted model, not a curated record. The transcript has 3 exons. The coding region runs from base 70 to 435 and encodes 121 amino acids.